This is a messenger RNA of Paracoccidioides lutzii Pb01, 447 nucleotides long. RefSeq lists its product as hypothetical. The coding region runs from base 1 to 447 and encodes 148 amino acids. The record is from RefSeq and is a predicted model, not a curated record. The transcript has a single exon.
AUGGACAAGCACCGGGGCGAGCGGAGGCGGCAUAGGAACGCUUAUCGGACGCUAUCCGUGUUAGAUGGUCGUCCGACGUCACAUGCCAGACGACAGAUUCUCAGAACGGAAGCUGGUCGCGAGCGAAUCACCGUUGGCUCGGCAUCUCCGUGUUUUGAUAUCCAGAUCUGCGACCAUCUUUCAACCUCGCGAGGAAUUCUGAGGCCGGAGCGCCAACUGGGCGACCCCACGCAGCCAUUUUUGAUUGCAAAUGAAACCCGUGGGAAGGCAUGUCAGGUUAGAAUUUUUCGUUGUUUGUUGUACCUUCUCCAAAAAUCAUCUGCGGGUGCGCCAUUAAUUCCUCAGCUCCCGCGAAUAGUGACCCUUCUCAUUUCGAUCUGCGGCGACCCAAAAAUUGACUCUUCUAAAAAUAUCUCCCAAAAAAAGCAACUGGAGGAAAUGACGUGA